Myxozyma melibiosi is the source of this 2965-nucleotide messenger RNA. RefSeq names its product transmembrane amino acid transporter protein-domain-containing protein. The record is from RefSeq and is a predicted model, not a curated record. Gene Ontology annotation, cellular component: vacuolar membrane. Bases 297 to 2612 code for a protein of 771 amino acids. The transcript has 2 exons. Gene Ontology annotation, biological process: amino acid transmembrane transport. Lineage: Eukaryota; Fungi; Ascomycota; Lipomycetes; Lipomycetales; Lipomycetaceae. Gene Ontology annotation, molecular function: L-tyrosine transmembrane transporter activity.
CUUUUCAACCGAAUAUCUUCUUGUUUACUCAAAAAUAGAAAGAUAUCCAUCACGAUGAUUUAUAUACUAGAAAAUAGCCGUCUCCAAGCUGUAUAACCCGAAUCGGCUGGGUAUACAUAACCGUCAAGUCUCAUCACCACUUAAAGCCCCAUCUCUAACCUCUCCCUGCAUAAUCUUCUCACUACUCGCAAAAUUACAUCGCCAAUCCCACCAUCUUCAAUUCAACUCACCACAAUGGCGCCUUCGUCGAUAGAUAUCCCCACCGACGCAAUAGCUCAACCGCUACGGCGUCGUCUAUGGGCACAAUGACCUCGGCCGUCUCCUCUCUCGACUCCCAGCACACCGUCUCCCGCUCGGCCUCUGCUUUUCCCGCUGCCAGAAUCGGCUCUCCUGGUCCUCCUCCUGAGGCUUCGACCAACACCGCGACCAACACCUCCAUAUCCGCCAGCGCGCUCAAAAGCACUCCUCAGUUUGGCUCUGUCGGACUCUCAUCAACCGCCGUCACAAACAACUCAAUCCCCGGCUCCGUCUCCUCUGCUGACUAUGACCCUUCCUUCGUCCGCACUAUCGGCCGCCACCUCGUUUCGCCGAAGCCUUCAUCACCCGCUUCAUAUGCCAACUCUUUCUCGAAAUUGCGAAGAAGCUCCAUGUCUUCCGCAAAGUCCUCGGCUCGUGCAUCUCCCGCUCCACCGCAACAGCAGCAGCAGCAAGAGUCUGAGGGCGACAUCGACCCGAACUUUUAUGACCUGACUUUGCAGGGCGGAGAUAUCACGCGUGAGCUUUACAACUGGCAGCGCGUCCAUGCCGACCAAGCGCCUACUCGCAAACCUCGAUCGCGCUCCUUUAGCGAUAUCCCGAGACCUCAGGUUGAAGAUGACACGCUCAACAUCCACAACAUCAACGUCCCUGGUGGCUUUCGUCGAAAUUACCUGCUCUCGAAAGCGCGCGGCACCGAGUCUCAAACCGGAUACGGUUCGAACCUGAUGAGCAACGGCGCCCAGGUCGGCGAAAGCAGUGCAAAUGCAAGCGGCCUCAUCGUCGAGGCUUCUGCCGCAGAGACAUUCAACCAGCCGCGGCCUCGUCCGUUCUUGACUCGCAACUUCCUCGAGUUUCUGAGCGUUUACGGUCAUUUCGCUGGCGAAUCUUUGGAGGAAGAUGACGACGAUCAGUCUGAGGGUGACGAGUUUAGCGAAUACGGUGAAACAUCCACUAUCAGAAGUACUAUGACUGCUGAUGACGGUUUGCAUCAGCGGCUGCGUCGUCAUCUCAGUAGGACAUCUAUAGAAUCCGGCAUCUCUGAUAUGAGAUCCGAGGUCUCAUCCAUAAACUCGGUCGACGAAGAAUCUGGCUUGCUUGGAAAGCGCACCGUUGGCGUUGCCAGCAAGCACCGCUCCGGUCAGGUUGUGCAGGAUACCAGUGCCACAAAGGCUGUCCUGUUGUUGUUGAAGGGAUUUGUAGGAACCGGUGUGCUGUUCCUGCCUAAGGCAUACUACAACGGUGGAAUGCUCUUUUCUUCUGCGAUUUUGUUCUUUGUCGCCGUGUUGACGUACUACUGUUUCAUUCUUUUGAUUGAUUCGCGUAUGGUUGUCAACGCGAGCUUUGGAGACAUGGGUGGUAUUUUGUAUGGCAAAAAGGUGCGAAUGCUGAUUCUGACAUCGAUUGUUCUUUCGCAAAUCGGAUUCGCUGCUGCGUACACAGUUUUCACGUCCGAGAACUUGCAAGCGUUCAUCAUGGCCAUCACCGACUGCCGCGUGCUCGUCCCUGUUCGCUAUCUGAUUUUCCUGCAAUUAAUCGUUUUCGUCCCAUUGUCGAUGGUCCGCAAUAUCUCAAAGCUGUCGUUGUCGGCAUUGAUUGCGGAUUUCUUCAUUCUGCUUGGUCUCGCUUACGUAUACUUUUGGGACGGUCGUGUUCUUGUCGAGCACGGAGUGUCUGAUAUUGCUGCGUUCAACAGCAAGGAUUGGACUCUGUUCAUCGGCACUGCGAUCUUCACCUUCGAGGGUAUCGGUCUAGUCAUCCCUAUCCACGAGUCGAUGCAUAAGCCUCAGCAGUUUUACGCCGCGAUCGGCAUUGUGAUGGCCAUCAUCACACUGGUCUACAUCUCCAUGGGAAUUCUCUCGUACGCCGCUUACGGAUCGAAUGUCGAGACAGUUGUUAUUCUCAACAUGCCGCAGGACAAUCGCCUCGUCAACUCUGUCCAGUUCAUCUACGCGAUGGCCAUCCUCCUCUCCACGCCCUUGCAGCUUUUCCCUGCUAUUCGCAUCAUGGAGAACGCCUGGUUCCCCAAGUCCGGAAAGCACGACAUGCGCGCAAAGUGGACCAAGAACGUGUUCCGCACUGGAAUCGUUCUCAUCACCGCGUUCGUUGCCUGGGGUGGUGCGGACGAUCUCGACAAGUUCGUCGCGCUUAUCGGUUCGUUUGCUUGCAUCCCGCUCACAUAUAUCUACCCACCUUUACUCCAUUACCGUGCUUGCGCAAACACCACGUUCAUGAAGUCGAUGGAUGUCUUCAUCUGCUUGUUUGGUCUGGGUUCUAUGAUCUACACUACCUUGAACACUAUCGAGAGUUGGGCAACCAGCGAGCCUGACAACGAUUUCUUCAGGUACUGUUCGUAACUUCCAGGCCAGCAGUGCGCUAGUGUCUUCUUUAGUUAAAUCGACUGCUUUCUAAAUAUUCAAAUCUGGGUGUUUGCAUCUUGCACGAAAUCUAUCAACUCUUCUCUAUUACUUUGUAUGUAAUAUUAUGCAUAAUGUUCUGCUUUCCUCUUUGUUUGUGGUUUUGAUCGUUUACUCUGUUGAUCGUCUGCAUUGUUCUUGUGUUUUCUCCUUCUCUUCUGAUAUAUUCUUUUUUUCCGCGAAAAUGUUUCGUUUUAUUUUUUACAGUGGUGUUUUUCUUUCUGAUUGGUACUAGAUUAUUGAGGGCGAGGAAGAGGGAGAAUGUAUGGUUUCAAAUAAAUCAGUCUACUGAG